CAUUACAUUUGUCUUUGACAUUCAAUUGCCACUCCCCGGAACAUAUACAUUCCACGAAAUCCUGAGUCGCUUCGGUGGACAACUGAACUACGGAAGCAGCCGAUUGUAGAGCACUUAUAAGGAUCAACUUUGGUGAAACUUUGAAAGUCAUUUAGUUGGCAGAAAAUGGGAAAGUCUACUGGAUCGUCGUUUAAGCCCGUCAAGCGUCUCAAUAGAAAAAUUAAAGAACCUGUUUCUCCAAAACUAUCUGCCAACCAAAAUGUUACUCCCACCAGGCGGAUUAAACGAAUCAAUACUCCGGUGGCUGUCGAUCCAAGUCCAAGUCCAUCGGUGGUGGCGCGUCGAGCUCGUACCAGUGCGGCAUUAAAGAGUUUUAUUAACAAAUACAGGAGAGAACAUCCUGGAAAGCUGCGCGCUGAGGUCGUCUCCAUUUGGCGCAAAAUGAGCGUCGAAGAAAAGCAAGCCUUUCAAAGAAUCGGCACAAUUCAAGAAACUCCAACACACGUGCAUUUUGAGGAGGAGGAAGUUCCUGUACCCAUUUCCAAUGAUGUUAUAGAUAUAGUUGAAGUUAGCCCACCGAUACCGGAGAGAAACCCCUCGAUUUUUAGAUAUUUUUUAAAUGCGAUUAAUAGGGCCUUGCAUAUGUUUUACUAAAUACUGAUUGCUUUCCAAAUUGCAUUUGUAAGAAGUCACAAAAGUUACUAAUUCAAGAUGAAUAAGUAAAUAUUGUACGAAAUAAAUGUUUGGCCGCUUGCUCUGAUUUU
Molecule: messenger RNA, 764 nt
Organism: Drosophila melanogaster (fruit fly)
Lineage: Eukaryota; Metazoa; Arthropoda; Insecta; Diptera; Drosophilidae
Exons: 2
Coding region: 166-654 (162 amino acids)
Source: RefSeq, marked reviewed